AUGAGGAAUUUGAUCGUGAUUGUGUUAUCACUGGCCCCAUUGUUAUCUUCAGUUGCUGGCGGCGAUAUUGGCCCCCUUAUCAGUCCAGCACUUUUUAAUCAAAUGCUGAAAUAUCGUAACGAUCCCAGAUGCUCCAGCAAUGGCUUCUAUACUUACAAUGCAUUCAUCACUGCUGCAAAAUCUUUCGGUGCCUUUGGAACAACGGGUGAUGUUAAUAUUCGUAAACGGGAAAUUGCGGCAUUCUUAGGCCAGACUUCACAUGAGACUACAGGUGGGUGGCCAAGUGCACCAGACGGUCCAUAUGCAUGGGGUUAUUGCUUCGUGAAAGAAAAGGGAGCAUCUGGGACUUUCUGUGAUUCUCCAGACUGGCCGUGCCCUGCUGGUAGACAAUACUACGGCCGAGGACCCAUACAACUCACUCACAACUAUAACUAUGGAAAAGCUGGCAAAGCAAUCGGAGUCGAUCUCAUAAACAAUCCAGACUUGGUGGCGACAAAUGCAGUAAUAUCAUUCAAGACGGCAAUUUGGUUCUGGAUGACGCCGCAGGGGAACAAGCCCUCAAGCCACGAUGUCAUAACUGGGAGAUGGACUCCAUCCGGUGCUGACAGGGCAGCUGGUAGAGUCCCAGGUUAUGGUGUUAUCACCAACAUUAUUAAUGGCGGACUCGAGUGUGGCAAGGGUCCUAAUGAUAAGGUGGCCGAUAGGAUCGGGUUCUAUAAGAGAUACUGUGACCUGUUUAGAAUUGGCUAUGGAAAUAAUCUGGAUUGUUACAAUCAGAGGCCUUUUAUGAGAAAUUUGAUUGCUAUUAUAUUAUCUCUAGCACCAUUGCUAACAUUGUCAUUAGCAGAACAAUGUGGUAAACAAGCUGGAAAUGCUCUGUGCCCAAAUCGGCUCUGCUGCAGCCAGUACGGUUGGUGUGGCUCUACAGCUGAUUAUUGCACAAAUGGCUGCCAGAGCCAAUGCAAGAGCGGUGGUGGUUCAUCCCCUACGCCAUCUAACCCCACCCCAUUCCCGGGUGGCGGAGCUGGCAUUGACUCACUUGUCAGUCCAGCCCUUUUCAACCAAAUGCUCAAAUAUCAUAACGAUCCAAGAUGCUCCAGCAAUGGGUUCUACACGUACAAUGCAUUUAUCACUGCUGCAAAAUCUUUCAAUGGCUUUGGAACAACUGGUGAUGUUGCUACUCGUAAAAGAGAAAUUGCUGCAUUCUUGGGCCAGACUUCACAUGAGACUACAGGCGGGUGGCCAAGUGCACCAGAUGGUCCGUAUGCAUGGGGUUAUUGCUUCAUAAAAGAAAUAGGUGCCUCGGGGUCUUUCUGUGAUUCUCCAGACUGGCCUUGCCCUGCCGGUAGACAAUGCUAUGGCAGAGGCCCCAUACAACUCACUCACAAUUAUAACUAUGGAAAAGCCGGCAGAGCAAUUGGAGUGGAUCUGAUAAACAAUCCGGACUUGGUAGCAACAGAUGCUGUGGUUUCAUUCAAGACGGCAAUCUGGUUCUGGAUGACACCGCAGGGAAACAAACCUUCAAGCCACGCCGUCAUUACUGGGGGAUGGACCCCAUCCAGUGCUGAUAGGGCGGCUGGUAGGGUUUCAGGUUAUGGUGUUAUUACCAACAUUAUUAAUGGUGGACUCGAGUGUGGCAUGGGUCCUAAUGCUAAGGUGGCUGAUCGGAUUGGGUUCUACAAGAGAUAUUGUGAUAUAUUCAAAAUCGGCUAUGGAAAUAAUCUGGAUUGCUACAGUCAAAAGCCUUUUGCAUGA
This is a messenger RNA of Coffea eugenioides, 1755 nucleotides long. Its product is annotated as 26 kDa endochitinase 1-like. Lineage: Eukaryota; Viridiplantae; Streptophyta; Magnoliopsida; Gentianales; Rubiaceae. The transcript has 7 exons. The record is from RefSeq and is a predicted model, not a curated record. Gene Ontology annotation, biological process: cell wall macromolecule catabolic process; chitin catabolic process; defense response to fungus. Gene Ontology annotation, molecular function: chitin binding; chitinase activity. The coding region runs from base 1 to 1755 and encodes 584 amino acids.